Messenger RNA from Mauremys mutica (yellowpond turtle), 3581 nucleotides. Its product is annotated as zinc finger protein OZF-like. The transcript has 4 exons. The record is from RefSeq and is a predicted model, not a curated record. The coding region runs from base 430 to 2325 and encodes 631 amino acids. NCBI's taxonomy places the organism in Eukaryota, Metazoa, Chordata, Testudines, Geoemydidae. Gene Ontology annotation, biological process: regulation of cytokine production; regulation of immune system process; negative regulation of transcription by RNA polymerase II. Gene Ontology annotation, molecular function: DNA-binding transcription repressor activity, RNA polymerase II-specific.
CCAUGGGUACCGAAUGGGGGUGGCUGGGGGUUUCCUUUUGUGACUUUCCCAUCGCCCAGCGUGUUGGGGAUUCACCGAGAGCCCUCUGGAGCGAAAAGCCUGGAAUGCUGCUGCUGCUCGAGCUACAGCUCUGGCUGGGGCUUCCAGAGUCUGUCUAGACGGCAACUGAAAAUCUGCAGCCGGGCUGUGCCAGCUGAUACAGCUCAGCGUAGCGGGAGUUUAAUUGUGGUGCAGACAUUUGGGCUUCUGCUGGAGCCUGGGCUUUAGGACCCUGCUCUGUGUAGCUCAAGAACAAAUAAGUUUGGUCCAGUAAGAGAGAUUAUCUCCCUCACCUUGUCUCUGAACCAACCCUGUACACACCCCAGCAUGCCGCUCCAGGAAAGCUCUGUCCAUUAAUUUUUUUCACUGAGACAAACUGCAACCAUAGUAAUGGUACAAACUUUCAAGCCUCCCAGGGCCCUCCCAGUUCCAUGGACCACUGCAUCACCUGCAACAGCUAUUCCUCUAUCAGUGUGUAAACUUUGCCGUGCUGAGUUGGGUUGUUUGUCCUUUCAGAUGUCAGUGACGUUUGAGGAUGUGGCCAUGUAUUUCUCCCCAGCGGAGUGGGCACUGCUGGGCGAGGAGCAAAGGCAACUUUAUAGACACGUCAUGUGGGAAAAUUACCAGACACUGGUCUCAUUAGGAAUCCAGACCCCCAAGCCAGUGAUGAUCUCUAGCAUAGAGCCAGGAGAAGAUCUGUGUGUGCAGGGCCCCACAGAAGAUGAAGAUGGGAACAUCCUUAGAGCCACCCACCCAGAUUUUCCAGAUGCAGAAGAGACCUGGGACUGGCCAGCAAUUGAAAGCUCCUUGGGCUUCUUCCUCACACAAAGCUCUUCCCCUGGAGCAGCAGGGGCGAGGAACCUGAACAGAGCUGUGGGGCAGACUCCUGAGGAAGGGCCUGGUAACCUGGAGCCACUCAGGCCUUUCCCAGGGACAUCAGGGAAGAACCAUUCCAAGAAAUCUGAGCGGGGAAGACAUCACAAGAGUCAGGGGAGGCCACAAAGGCAGAGGAAAAAUCUGACCAGGAAGGAGCCAGCAACCUCAAGAGGCCAUCAGAGGAGAUCCAGGCCAGAUCCAAAGCCUGCAAAGGGAAAAGCGGAGUCCAGAAAGAGCUUAUAUACCUGCCGUGUGUGCAGGGAAGAAUUCAAGGUGCAGAGAGACCUGAUAAGUCACCACAGGAUGGUUCAUAAGAAACAGGAACUGUAUCACUGUAGCGAGUGUGGGGAGAGCUUUAGGAGAAAGAAGGAGCUCAGCGCACAUGGGAAAGCUCACAGAAAGAAGAGACACCAUCCCUGUUCUGAAUGUGGGAAGAUAUUCAACCAGUUAUCACUGCUCACUGCCCACCAGAGAAUCCACACUGGAGAGAGACCAUAUCACUGUGCUGAGUGCGGAAAAAGAUUCUUAUACUUAUCAGCUUUUACCAUCCACAAGAGAAUCCAUUCAGGAGAGAGACCCUAUGCCUGCACUGAGUGUGGAAAGCAAUUUAUGGAUUCGUCGACAUUUCGUAAUCACCAGAGAAUCCACUCAGAAAAGAGACCCCAUCGCUGUAACCAAUGUGGGAAAGGCUUCAAACUUACAUCAAAUCUUACUAGGCACCAGAAAAUCCACAGCGGAGAGAAACCCUUCUUGUGCCACGAGUGUGGGAAAAAGUUCUGCCUACGAGAACAUCUGAUCAGACAUCAGAGGAUCCACACUGGGGAGCAGCCCCAUUGCUGUGCUAAAUGUGGGAAAAAAUUCAGUCUCCUUCAAAGUCUCAGGAGACACCAGGAAACCCAUAGUACAGAGAGACUCCAUCGGUGUGCUGAGUGUGGGAAAAUAUUCCGUCAUUCAAACAGUCUUUUUAAACACCAGAGAGUGCACAAUGGGAAACUCCAUCGCUGUACUGACUGUGGAAAAGGCUUUGUCUAUAUACAUCAUCUCACUCGCCACCAGAGAAUCCACACUGGAGAGAAACCCUAUUGCUGCACUGAGUGUGGGAAAAGUUUCACUCAAUCGUCAGGCCUCAUCAACCACCAGAGAAUCCAUUCAGGAGAGCGACCCUAUCCCUGCACUCAGUGUGGGAAGUGCUUUGCUCACUCAUCAUCUCUCACUGAACAUCUGAAAACCCAUUCAGGAGAGCGACCAUAUUCCUGCAUUCAGUGUGGGAAGCACUUUGCUCGCUCAUCAUCUCUUACUCAGCAUCAGAGAACCCACUCAGGAGAGCGACCAUAUUCCUGCGCUCAGUGUGGGAAGCGCUUUGCUCGCUCAUCACAUCUUACUAAACACCAGAGCACCCACUCAGAAUAGAGACCCUGACCCUGGUGUUUGAUGGAGGGAACCUCUUCAUUCUCUCCCUUCACCCUGUUCCCAAAGCUGUAAAAGAGGGAGAACUUUCUCCCACUCUGAAAUGUUCCCACCUCUUCACUAAGCAGACACAAGUUUCGGUGCUGGGUUUGUUAAAAUAAUUUGUAUGGUCCUUGAGAGGUACCGAAAUGUUCUAUUGUGGGCAUAAUGGGCUGCAGGUGGGACAGAGAUGACAGGAGUCAGGACUGCACUUUGGAGGCCCUGGUUUCUCCCAAGCCGUUUGUUCACUGCGUCUCCCAUCCUCUCAGGCUCCACAGAUUGAAUUAAUUGUUUUAUUUCUUCUGGGAUCUUGGGGUUUGGAAAAAUGGGCAGGGACUGAAAAGGAGCUUUUGUCUCCUGAGUUAAUGAAAGGCUGUGACAUCCCCUGUGUGCCUCUCAUAGUACUGAAUCAAAAGGAAAGUUGUUUUUGAUUUGGCUUUGAGAGAAAAUUAUGAAUGAAGCUGUCUUGAUAGUUGGCUUCAUGCAUAAUGCAGCCAGGGUCCUGUCAUCACACCUAAUUGCCAGGCAAGCAAUACCAGCUAGGACCGGCAGGUUGGAGAUUGGAGUUUCCGGGUCACACAACGAUGAUACAGCUAAAGUCAAGACACCCCUUCUCUGAAAUAGUGGGCCUGUCAGACAAUAUAUCAGAGACAACAUUUCUAAGGAACAGCACCAACAGGUGGUGUGGGACUGUACUUUGGUUUGAUGCUGCAUUUCUUGGUGGAUAGACAAGUCAGAUUUCCAUCCCCUGCUCUCUGCAAAUCAGCUCUCACGUCCUCCUUGGAAUAACCAUAUUACGUGAAAGAUCCUUCUUCAUUACAACAGGAUACAUUGUGGUGACAGGUGCUUUAACUUACAUCUCUACCCACUGGGGCUUCUUGAGCUCCCCAUCCUGUUCCUGUGGGACUCAAGAACAAACAGACCAUGCCAUUUGGUUAUGGACUGUCUUCUUUAUCAUCUUGAUGGUAGAUGCAAAUGCUUGACCUCUAUGGAUGCUGCUGUCAUGAUUAGCGUGACUAUAUCACUUACCCAACAUCUAUCUAAUUCAUUGUGCCAGCAGAAGUCAUACACCAGAGAAAAAGGCAAAGGCAUGUGUCAAGGCAGUAAAAACUAAAAAAGAGCCACCGUGGCUUAACAAUCAUGUAAAAGAAGCAGUGAGAGAUAAAAAGACUUCCUUUAAAAAGUGGAAGUCAGAUCCUAGUGAGGUAAAUAGAAAGGAG